Drosophila rhopaloa is the source of this 2245-nucleotide messenger RNA. Its product is annotated as probable cytochrome P450 6a14. The transcript is spliced from 2 exons. Gene Ontology annotation, molecular function: monooxygenase activity; oxidoreductase activity, acting on paired donors, with incorporation or reduction of molecular oxygen; iron ion binding. The record is from RefSeq and is a predicted model, not a curated record. NCBI's taxonomy places the organism in Eukaryota, Metazoa, Arthropoda, Insecta, Diptera, Drosophilidae. Bases 127 to 1647 code for a protein of 506 amino acids.
UUAAGUCCGUUAGACGUACGUUACUUAAUUGAUCAAAUUUAAGACGCAUAUUAGUUUAUGGAAUUUAUUGUAGUGCAAAAGUCAAUAUUAUAUUUAAUUUAAAGCUGGACAAGUAAAGUGAUCGCCAUGCUGUUAACAAUAGCAUUACUCGCCGUGGCCCUGUUUCUAGUUUAUAGUUUCUACCACAACUCCUACACCUAUUGGGCCCGGAAGGGAGUUCCUCAUGAGCGACCUUUUCCGCUGAUUGGCAAUAUGAUGGGAAUUGGCUCAAAGUACCACUUCCGGGACAUCAACCAGAGGAUCUACGACAAGUUCAAGGGCAAGGCUCCCUUUGCGGGGAUGUUCAUGUUCUUCAAGCGAACGGCCAUGAUCACUGAUCUGGACCUGAUCAAGCAAGUGCUUAUAAAAGACUUCAAUCACUUUCAAGAUCGUGGCCUAUUCAACAAUACGCGAGAUGAUCCCUUGACAGGACACCUUCUGACUCUGGAGGGCGACGAGUGGAGGUCGAUGAGGCAGAAGCUGACUCCUGUUUUCACCUCCGGCAAGAUCAAGCACAUGUCGGGAGUGGUUGUGGAGGUGGGUCAGCGCCUGGCCGACGCCAUGGAUAAGGCAGUGGAGGCUGCCAAAGUGGAGGACGGCGAUGUGGAGAUCAAGGACCUGUGUGCCCGGUUCACCACGGAUGUAAUUGGUUCCUGUGCCUUCGGACUGGAGUGCCAUAGUCUCCAGGAUCCCAAGGCCGAAUUCCGAAAAAAGGGUCGCAUAAUCUUCGAGAAACCCCGCCACACUAUGCUGGUGCAAUCCUUUAUAUUUACCAAUGCCAAGCUAGCCAAAAAGUUGCGGAUGAAGGUAUUACGGGAUGAUCUGACCAAAUUCUUCAUGUCGGCCGUAAAAAACACCGUAGAUUAUCGCCUCAAGAAUGGCAUAAAGAGAAACGACUUUAUGGAUCUGUUGAUAGAGCUCCGAGCCGAGGACCAAGAAGCGGCUAAAAAGGGUCAGGGUAUCGAUCUGUCCCAAGGACUGACCCUGGAGCAAAUGGCAGCCCAGGCUUUUGUGUUCUUCUUAGCUGGCUUCGAGACCUCCUCCAGUACCAUGGCCUUCUGUUUGUACGAACUAGCUCUCCAGCCUGAUAUUCAGCAGAGGGUCAGAGAGGAGAUAGGAAGUGUUCUGGGGGGAGGCGAGAUCAUCUAUGACGCUUUAGCCGAAAUGACCUAUCUGGACCAAGUGCUGGCAGAAACUCUGCGGAAACAUCCCAUUGUUGCCCAACUUCUGCGCCAAACUAAUCAGAGCUACAAAGUUCCCAAUACAGAGUUGAUAAUCGAGAAGGGAACCACAGUGAUUAUACCUAUCCACAACAUUCACCAUGAUGCGGACUUGUAUCCCGAACCAGAACGCUUCGAUCCCAGUCGCUUUGAUCCAGAGGAGGUGAAGGCCCGCCAUCCAUUUUCGUAUCUUCCAUUCGGCGAUGGACCCCGUAAUUGCAUCGGCUUGCGAUUUGGCAAAAUGCAGGCCAAGAUAGGCAUUGUGUCCCUGCUCCAACGCUUCAAGUUCGGCGUUUCGAAAUCCACACAAGUCCCCUUGACUUUGGACACUCGCAGCCCCUUUUUGUCCACCAAGCAUGGCGUUCAUUUGAAAGUUGAACGCAUCUAGGCAAUGCAUUUUCAAAACACAAAGUUGCGGGAAAACAAAUAAAUCCGCAUAAUCCAUAUUGUACAUUGUGCUAGGCUUUGUGAUAUGAUUAACUUCUCUAAAACUUCUCUUUAUCUCGUUUCUUAAUACUCAAAUUUUAAAAUGUAGGCCGUUGUUUCUUAAGUGUACUCGGACCACAUUGUUUACAUUUUAUGUUUAUUACCCUCCUUACGUGCCAUUUGACAAUAUUCAUGAACAUAUUUCUCCAAUCAAAAGAUUCCCGUUCAAAUAUGCUAGGAACAAGUGUCUAAAUUUGCUUAACUCUAUGUGAAUAGCGCCCUUAUUUAUAAGUUUACUUGUAGCAUUAGGAUGAAAUUUUUAUAAUAAAUAAUAUAAAUGAUCUGAGUAGCCUAAAAUUGGUUCUCCAAUCCAUCCCGAAUGUUUUGGACUCUAAACUCUUUUCAUGAAGCCUUGAAUUAGCUAGUAAUAAUGUACUUAUAAUCACUGUACUUAAAAGCUAUAAAAUAGUAGAUAUGCACUAAAUAUUCCUGAUUAGGAAUGUUAUUUUACUUGUUGUUCUCAAUUUUUGAAGAGCUAUAUAAAAUGACUCAUUUGUGUA